This is a messenger RNA of Hermetia illucens (black soldier fly), 884 nucleotides long. RefSeq names its product zinc finger protein 706-like. Lineage: Eukaryota; Metazoa; Arthropoda; Insecta; Diptera; Stratiomyidae. The record is from RefSeq and is a predicted model, not a curated record. Bases 172 to 405 code for a protein of 77 amino acids. The transcript has 3 exons.
CUGUACCAAGGAGACAGAGACGAAAACUACCUGACAUCGACGUCGUCGUAAUUUCCUUCCAGGUUACAGAUUUGAAUAAAAAUCACGCCUUUCGACCUGUCUGCUUCAUCUACUUCUAAACUAGAGUUAAAAGUAACCUUUUGAGAUUUCAAAUAAUUCAGUGCAUUUACUAUGGCUCGUGGACAUCAGAAACUCCAAUCCCAGGCGAAAAACCAAGAAAAGCAGGCGAAAAUGAAGAAGCAACAAGGCCACAGCGCUGGAGAUCAAAAGAAAGCGGCACAGAAAGCGCUAGUUCACGUGUGUGCGGUUUGCAAAGCGCAAAUGCCAGACCCUAAAACGUACAAGCAACACUUCGAGAACAAGCAUCCAAAGAACGACCUGCCUGAGGACCUCAAAGAUGUCUAACAUCCAGACACGCCAGAGAGCUGUGAAUUCGCCAAAUUUCGUCUCAUAACGUUUAUUCCUGAGCAUGUUAUAAUAAAAAAUUCGGUUUUGGACAACUUUCAAGAACAGAUCGACUCAAUGAAAUGCAAAACGCCUGUGUUUACAAAUUACUUGUAAUUUAUUCUUGAUUGCAACUGAAAAGCUUCCUCCGAGUGUCCAUAUCCUAACCAAAAAGAUGAAAAGUAUUCCGCCCACAUUCCGGGAUACGUGCACACGCGUUUAGAGUUUUGAAUAUCGAAUACGAGAUAGUAGCAAUGUAUUUCCUUGUUUUCCAAGAAUCGUUUAAUGCAAUUUACACAUUUAACUUUUCCUGCGACGAGAAUAAGAUUGGAAUUUUCAAGUGUAGAAGACACAGUGAAAGUGUGGACGGCCAUCGGAGGAGCUUUCGUGUGAAUUAUUGACUAUUGUAAUUUCUUUUUUAUAUAAAUGAUUGAAAAUUA